GUUUCCCUGCUAUAUAAUAUGAGUCUCAUCAUGAAAUACACAUUCGACUUCCGUUUAGUCUCCAAGAAGAACCAUCCACGUGCAACAUGGCCGCCGGUAACAUAUAUAUUUAUGUAUUAACCGCUUUGCUCGCUAUUCAUUUCAUAUUGGCAGAACAACAGGAACAAGGAACAGGUGGAGAUAACGAUGGAAAUAGAAAAUGGUCAUUAGGCUUUUCUUGGGGACGAUUGGCCAACGACACAAGGGAUAAUAACCGACCUCGCUCACCCAGAUCCCCAUUUUCCUUCUUGCCAUCGAUGGGUUCUUGUAACUAUACUACUGAGCCCGGAUUCACCUGCUCCGGCUGCAGCACAGUGAGAGUCUGUUUACCCAAUAACGUGAGCAUCAGCCGCAACUGUGGUAUCUUCCUGCCUUACUGCGAUAACGGCCAUUGUGCAUCUUCGCCUAGUUCCUCGUGUAAUGGGACAGCAUCCGCAUAAAGUCUUAAUAGAAUUUGAUCCAAUCUCCACAUAUCCCGAUUAAUGUCGAGUUGUUUAUUUAUUCAUUAAAACCAAAGCAUUAAAAGUGUGUACUUAUUGAA
Messenger RNA from Zerene cesonia (dogface butterfly), 580 nucleotides. RefSeq lists its product as uncharacterized. The record is from RefSeq and is a predicted model, not a curated record. NCBI's taxonomy places the organism in Eukaryota, Metazoa, Arthropoda, Insecta, Lepidoptera, Pieridae. Bases 87 to 479 code for a protein of 130 amino acids. The transcript is spliced from 4 exons.